AUGAGUCUACUGCAACGAAGAGUUCGCGUGAGGAACCGCUCGCGUUGCGUGCUAUUGAACGGCAUGUACCAACAGGCAUUGGCGGCUUCAUGGCCUAGUUUGCUCCUGUCGCUUGUCGUUGUCUACCUGGCUAUUCACGAACCGCUAGAGCAGCGCACAGAAAGCGAUUUUUCAAGCAAAUACGGCAUGAUGUUCUUCUUCUGCGUGCAAACAAUAUCGACGGUCGGAUAUGGGUCACUGAGUCCCAGGCAAGACAGCGACGCCGCCAACUUCUAUGUGUUCCUGCUCGUUUUUUCGGGUCUUUUCGUCUCCACGCUACUGACGGGUGUAACGUGGGCCAAGUUCUCGAUCCCAAAGGCUUCGACGCUGCUAUACAGUGACGUCCUGCUCCUCACGUUCUUUCACUCGCAUCGCGCAGUCAUGUUCCGCGCUGCCAACAACCGCAAAUAUGGCGUUCUCGUUGAAGGGUCCUUCAGGUACAUCAUCUUGAUAGAGGUGGUGAUGUGA
Molecule: messenger RNA, 507 nt
Organism: Phytophthora sojae
Lineage: Eukaryota; Oomycota; Peronosporomycetes; Peronosporales; Peronosporaceae
Exons: 3
Coding region: 1-507 (168 amino acids)
Biological process (GO): regulation of monoatomic ion transmembrane transport; potassium ion import across plasma membrane
Cellular component (GO): plasma membrane
Molecular function (GO): inward rectifier potassium channel activity
Source: RefSeq, a predicted model, not a curated record